AUGACCAAGCGCACCAAGAAGGUCGGCGUGACCGGUAAAUACGGUACCAGAUACGGUGCUUCCCUGCGUAAGCAGGUGAAGAAGAUGGAAAUCACCCAGCACGCCAAGUACACCUGCACCUUCUGCGGAAAGGUCAACGUCAAGCGCCACUCCGUCGGUAUCUGGAACUGCAGAUCUUGCCGCAAGACUGUUGCCGGUGGUGCCUACACUGUCUCGACCCCUGCCGCUGUUGCCAUGCGAUCAACGCUGCGUCGUCUGAGGGAGAUUGCUGAGGUUUAA
Messenger RNA from Pestalotiopsis fici W106-1, 279 nucleotides. RefSeq names its product 60S ribosomal protein L43. The record is from RefSeq and is a predicted model, not a curated record. Gene Ontology annotation, molecular function: structural constituent of ribosome. Gene Ontology annotation, cellular component: ribosome. The transcript is spliced from 3 exons. NCBI's taxonomy places the organism in Eukaryota, Fungi, Ascomycota, Sordariomycetes, Amphisphaeriales, Sporocadaceae. Gene Ontology annotation, biological process: translation. The coding region runs from base 1 to 279 and encodes 92 amino acids.